AUGAAGAAAAUACAUCGAAUAAUCAACACGUGGAAAACUCGCCCAGGUCUCCUUCGCAAAAGUGUUCAUUUCGAAACCAUUCCUGUUACUCUUCUAAAUGUUUGUCAUGAUUUAGCCAUUCGUUCAAAUAACCCCAACACCUCUCUUCCAGCUAUUGAAUUACCCAAUGGUCAAUUUAUUUCGGAUUCAUUUCGCAUUGCCGAAUGGUUGGAUGAGACGUAUAGUGAGCAACCAUCACUACUCACUGGUGAUAAUCGACCGAUUGCCGAGACGCAUCCGGAACAGAUCCAGAUGAGUAAAAACUAUGCUCGGAUGAUUGAUUUAUGCCUUGGCAUAUCGAAGCUCGGAUGA
Messenger RNA from Adineta ricciae, 351 nucleotides. NCBI's taxonomy places the organism in Eukaryota, Metazoa, Rotifera, Eurotatoria, Adinetida, Adinetidae. The record is from the annotation of a GenBank genome assembly.